Messenger RNA from Paramisgurnus dabryanus, 5039 nucleotides. RefSeq names its product adhesion G protein-coupled receptor G6 (gene adgrg6). Gene Ontology annotation, cellular component: plasma membrane. The record is from RefSeq and is a predicted model, not a curated record. Gene Ontology annotation, biological process: myelination in peripheral nervous system; adenylate cyclase-activating G protein-coupled receptor signaling pathway; cell surface receptor signaling pathway. Lineage: Eukaryota; Metazoa; Chordata; Actinopteri; Cypriniformes; Cobitidae. Gene Ontology annotation, molecular function: laminin binding; G protein-coupled receptor activity.
CAGACGCAGUUUAGUCUGGUUAACUCUUGUUAGCGCUUAACCCAGCAUCUGUCAGCUCGGAGAACAGGUUCAUUCAUCAAAACAGUUAUUUGGUUGAAGUAAAUCUCUAUUUAAUAAUGCGCUUUUGAGAAACAUCGGCGCGUGAAAGUGACUCGUGCGCUUCGUCUGACUGAAAGUUUGUGUGAAGUUGUUCAAUCUGGAGAAGAGAUAGGAUGUUCCUUCAAAACGACGAGCUUCAAUGAAAUCAUGGUUUCAUACAUCAGUGGUAGGUGGUGGAGAUGGAAGUUCCAGAAGAUUCUUUCAGUUAUUAUCCUGCUGCUUACGUGCCUUCCAACUUCAGUAGCACCGAGCUGCUCCGAGAACUGCAAUGUGUCGCUCACCGACUCCAUGGGGUCAUUUACGUCCCCCUGCUACCCCUCCGACUACCCACCCAGUCAGACCUGCAAUUGGACCAUACAGGCCCCAGCCGGCUUCAUAGUGCAGAUCACCUUCCUAGAUUUUGAUCUUGAAGAAGCGCACGGCUGCAUCUAUGACCGCGUCAUCAUCAGAACUGGCACAGCCAAUGUCAAAUUUUGCGGUUUAACAGCCAAUGGAUUAACGCUCAACUCCACUGGAAAUGUUAUGGAGGUUGCCUUUAAUUCAGACUUUAGUGUCCAAAAGAAAGGCUUCCAUAUCAGUUACAAACAAGUGGCUGUGACUCUGAGGAACCAGAAGGUCACAAUCCCAAACACCAGCAGGAGCGUAGUGAGAGUGUCCAAUUCGGCCAACCUUCCUGAACUUACUGCAUUCACCGUGUGCUUUGAGAUUGCCCGGACAGCCGAGAAGAGCACAGAGACCAUUUUUACCAUGUCCAGUGCUGCUGGGACAUCCAUUUUGGCAUUCGAAAAGACAGCGAGAGGUAUGGAGCUGUUCAUAGGCAGUUCCUACUGCACAAUAAAUGAUCUGAUCACCAGCUCGGACAUCACCUCCAGCAUGAUGCUUAUCUGCCUCACCUGGGAAAAAUCGUCUGGCCUUGUGGCAGCGUACUCUGGAAGCGGCUAUCGGGCCAGCACCUGCUUGGCUUCUCAAGCUUACACCCUUCAGGGUGGAGGGGUCUUUCAGAUUGGAGGAAAGGGGGCAAGCUCGGUCAGUGUGGAUGGCCAAAAUAUGGAUGGCUUUAUUUACAAUUUUCGUCUGUGGAAUUACGCCAUGCCUUACUCUGAGCUAGCGGCUCUCACCUGUGAUGCAGUGGGUAACAUCUUUGACUGGGAUCAUCAGUUUUGGACUAUUCCUGGCAGUUUAACACAGACUGACAGCACGCUCAGUUGCAUCUGUUACCCAAAUUGCAUACAUAUAACACCAGAUACUACAUCUAGUGGUACUGCCAUACCAACUCAUACUCCAGUAAACCCAGGUUGUGCUUCAUCCGGCCUUGGCUGUCCAGCAACAUUAACCGUUACCAACGCAUCCAUUGCCACCACUAACAUGAUUUCUACUAAUGCAACAACCCACGCUCCUACUACCACUCUUUCACAUCUACUUUCCACAUCUACUUCUAGCAUGCCUCUAACCACAAAUUCUGCUCAACUCACACUGACUACUAGUGCUAAAACAACAACCACAACUACUGCCGCUGCUACUAACUCACCUCUGUCCAACAGCAAAACAAUUGAGGGUAUUUACUACAAGAUAUCCAUUUUGGUAAAUGUUGCAGCGACAGGCAUCCAAGUUGACACCAUGAUAGCUCAAUGGCUCAAUCAAACAUUUUACAACUGGAGCUACAAAGUUUACACUGAACAUGUCAGGGCCGUGCCUACCCCCUCUCUCUCAAGGGCUGCAACUACAGGAUAUACUUGCAUGGCCCUGCUGGUGUACACGAAUACGACUAAUGCAGAUCUGUCGGUGGGAGUGAUUACAAACAGGCUGCAAAGUGCCAGUGCCAUUGCCAGUGCCAUUGGCUUUACUUUGAACAACGUGACUGUUAGCUUAAUGGAAAACUGUAAGUCCGAAGAGAACCCAUUCCACUACAGAUGGCCCGAGAGCAGACCCACAGUCACCCAAUAUGUGCCCUGUUUCCCUUACAAAGAGCAGAACGCAUCCAGGAAUUGUAUGAUAAACACAGAAAAUUAUACGUCAUUUUGGAGCUCCCCAGACUUGAAAAACUGUACUAAUAUUGAGAACAUUACCGUUACGCAAGAGAAUGCAAUAGAUGUGGCUGUACAGCUUGCCGAUAUUACCAACAAUGAGCUCUCCAUGGAAGAAGUGACAAAGGUUGUCUCGAAAGUAAUGGAGCUGGUGAACAUCGUCAAAAUCAACGUCACCCUGGCCAACACCGUGGUCACUAUUAUCUCCAAUGUGAUGACCAGCGCAGAUAACGCUCAGCUGGCUGCUUCAGAAACAGCUCUCAAGGCAGUGGAUGAACUGGUGCAGAAGGUUGAGUUUGAUGGACCUUCAUUGACCAUUAACUCCAAAUAUCUUGCUGUGGGAAUUUCUGCCUUUAACACCAGCAAUUACAAUGGGAGCACGUUCAGUGCAUUCAUAGGCACAAACACGACAGAUCCUCAGAUUGAUUUGGAGUCUGGGGCUCAUAAUGCUUUGGCUGUGGUGACUUUACCUCCCACACUGUUGCAGAAACUGAGCAGCACAGAAAUCGAAAGAACAUCCAGAUUAAAUUUCAUGUUCUUCAGCAAGACAGGACUCUUUCAGCACUUUGGAUCAUUCAUGGAUCAACACCGUAAUGGUAUGCCGUUGAAAAGCUAUGUGGUGGCAAGCAGUGUGGGCAACUUAAGUAUUAAAAACUUACAGGAUCCAGUCAGGAUAGAGAUCGCCCAUUUGGAGUACCAGAGAGAUCCAAAGCCUCUUUGUGUGUUUUGGGAUUUCAACCUCCAAAAUGGUAAUGGUGGCUGGAACAGCGAAGGCUGUGAGGUCAGUCUGGAGUCCAACAGCAACAUGACCAUCUGCUUGUGUAACCACCUCACACACUUUGGCAUUCUUAUGGACAUCUCUGGGGCUGCUGCACAGAUCGAUGAGAAAAAUAACAGAGUUCUUACCUUCAUCACCUACAUUGGCUGUGGCCUCUCUGCUAUUUUUUCAGCUGCAACACUGCUCACAUACAUUGCUUUCGAGAAAUUGCGGCGAGAUUAUCCUUCCAAGAUCUUGAUGAAUCUCAGCACUUCACUGCUCUUCCUCAAUAUGGUUUUUCUUCUGGAUGGCUGGUUGGCAUCGUACGAGAGGGAGGGACUGUGUGUGACCGUGGCGGCCCUUCUGCAUUUCUUCCUUCUUACUUCAUUCACCUGGAUGGGCUUGGAGUCCAUCCACAUGUACAUUGCUUUGGUCAAGGUUUUCAACACGUACAUACGGCGGUAUAUCCUCAAGUUUUGCAUUGUUGGAUGGGGUGUCCCUGCUGCAAUUAUUGGCACUGUGUUGGCUGUGAGCAAAGAUUCCUAUGGAAAAAACUAUUAUGGGAAAGAUGAGAAUGGAAAUGGCACGUCAGAAUUCUGUUGGAUUCGUUCGGCUGUGGUUUUCUACGUGACAUGCGUGGGCUAUUUUUCCAUGCUUUUCCUAAUGAAUGUUGCCAUGUUCAUCGUGGUCAUGAUUCAGAUCUGCGGACGUAACGGCAAGCGCAGCAAUCGGACUCUGCGAGAGGAGAUCUUGCGUAACCUUCGCAGCGUGGUCAGCCUGACGUUCUUGCUUGGCAUGACCUGGGGCUUUGCAUUUUUCGCCUGGGGCCCGGUCAGCCUGGCCUUUAUGUACCUCUUCUCCAUUUUCAACUCUCUACAGGGGUUAUUUAUUUUUGUGUUCCACUGUGCCCUGAAAGAAAAUGUACAAAAACAAUGGAGAAGAUACUUAUGCUGUGGAAAGUUCCGCUUGGCAGACAAUUCAGACUGGAGCAAGACUGCUACUAAUAAUACAAAGAAAGUGAGUUCUGAUAACCUGGGAAAGUCCCUGUCCUCCAGUUCCUUUGGUUCGACCACUGCAAACUGGACAUCUAAAGCCAAAGCCACACUAAACCCCUUUGCCAGACACAGUAAUGCAGGUAAAGGUUUCUCCAAUCAGAGCAGCCCCAAAUGCAGCACUUCCGAUGGGGAGGCGUCCUCGUCCAUACUUCCCGUACACCAGGUCCUGGACAAGGUGAAGGGCUACUGCUCGGUGCGAUCUGACAACUUCUACAAAAACAUUAUAAUGUCAGACAGCUUUAGCAAUAGCACAAAAUUUUAGCGAGAAGGGCUGAAACCGAAGCCAGAAUCAUGUUUAUACACCAUCAUAACCCUCCGUAUCAGGAGUAGAGAAACGUAUAACCCUAUAGAGAGGGACAGCUAUGAAAGUGUGGAUUUUACAUACUGUGAUAUUCAGCUUAUACUGACUUUGUGAUCUGUAAAUAAUCAUAAUAUAUUUUACUGUUUGUUUCUAAUUUCCAUUUUUGCGUACUUUCUUUUUUGCACAUUGUUUUGUGUAUAUACUGUGUAAAUGCUUGCUACUUCUUUGAAGAGACAGCGGGACCAUUUUGUAUCCAAAGACUGAGGAUUGAAGAACAAGAUCGAUUUUUGUUGCAUCAGAGGUUGCUUUAUAGUCUUAAGCAGUUUCACUGUAAAUUAGUUCAAACUUUAAUGCUUUUAUUUUGUCAUUAUUUAAAUGAACUCUGUUUUAGACUUCACAGGAUCUACUACUGAUUAACACAUGUUGUUUUUUUACAAUGCGGUCAUUGUUUGUUUGUUUCAAUGCAUACAAUUAUAUCGGAAAACACCAACACCGGUCAGGUUAGAAAAGUAAUUUAAUCUUUCAAAGACCUCUGUUGCAUGACAAUGGAAAACAACAGCUAAACACCAAAUCAAACAAGUUCACAAGUUUUUAUUGCUGUAGUUUAAUGACAUUGUUAUUUUGACUUGGUAUUUAUUUUAAAGGCUUUUAUACGUUUUCUGUGCUUCAAGAAAGUGUCAGCAAAUUAAAUGCUUAAGGAUUGUUCAGUUUGCUCUUGUCGUCAGUGUAGAUCAUCAUUGUAUAGCGUUUAUAGAUGCUUUAUUGAAAAUGUGACAUCCUGCAUAUUAAAUGCACGUAAACCA